AGAAUAACUCAGUAUCCCUACAUGGAAAGGUUUUCUUAGAUGGGGAAUUAUAAACCUAUUGAGAAAUAUUGUGUCAAUUACUUUUGUAUGUAGUCAUGUAUAUUAUAUUACGUGUUGUAAGAAUUAAAUUAAGGCAUACAAUGUAUUUCUAGGGUUAUUUAUGUUUUGUUAAUUAAGUGAGCGUUUCAUGGUUGUGGGUGAUGAGGUGGCAGGGACGCUACGUGGCAGGUGCUCACGCAGGCUCGGUCAGUUCCUAGUCGGUGAGGGGUGUGAUUAGUCGACGGACUGCGUUGGCUGGGGGUGUUACGUGAUUGUGUCGGAAGUAUCCUGUCGUUAGCUGGGUUGUGCUUGUGCCCCUGCUUGUGCACAAGUAGACGCGAGUUGAUCGAGUGGUGUGAAGGAUUGUGACGAAUGUACCCUGCCAGUAGACAGAUGUCUUCAUGUCUUCAUUUGGAUGGUGCUUUGGGUACUUAACGUGUGGGAUCCGAGGUGUUGUAACAUAGCAGUAACCAGGACGCUAGGAAGGGAGGCACUGUGUUGGACCCAAUAAAGGUGUUUACUGCCAGUGUUAUCUGAUUGGCGCCUGGUGAAACAGUCCAACACAUCUCCUACCAGCAUGGAUGCAACCCUGAGGAAGAGCCGAGCUGACGCCAAACGGAAGUUCACUCGCAAGGUGACCCUACUGAAGGAGGCGUACGCGCGAAAGGAUCCCAUACAGGUAUUAAAGGAUAUCUAUAGUGAUGUCUGUGAGCAGUUUGUGCAAGUGGAGGAGAUAAAUGAAAAACUGAUGGAUUCCUUAGACACUAAGAGUGAAGAUUAUGACUCUGUGAUUAAUUCCCAUGAAAGUUACAUUGUGGAAGUGGAGAGUACAAAAAAUGUGGUGCAUGCGAUGAUCGUGAAGGCUGGAAAUGAUGGGAAACCAGGUGUUGCAGACUUGUCUAAAACUAGGAUGCAAAGGUUAAGUCCACCACACUUCGAUGGAAAAAUUAGAGAAUAUUCCACCUUCUGCAAAGACUAUGAUAGACUCAUGAAAUCCGUGUAUGGAGAUGAUCCCUAUGCAUUGCGUUCUUGCCUGUCAGGGGAAGCGCUGGAAAUUGUUAGAGGGGCCGAUGACUCUUUCACCUCCAUGAUUGACAGAUUAAAUGCCAGGUAUGGCAAUCCAUCAAAGCAGGUUGAGAUAGUGUUGGGUGAUAUCAAAAGCUUAAGGGUAGUGCCUGAAGGCAACCCUAGUAAGUUCAUUGAAAUGGUUAAUAUGGUUGAAAGAGCCUACUUAGAUCUUGAUAGACUUGGCUUGUCUUCUGAAAUGAACACAGUGACAAUGGUCAGUCAGGUUGAAAAACUUCUGCCUUCGGUCCAGAAAAGAGAAUGGGUAAAGAUACUACAAACUAUAAAGGAUAAAGAUGAAUUGUUUGCUAAACUACUGGAUUAUCUGUUGAAAGAAAAACAAGCACUAGAAUACAUGCACGCAGAUGUUAGAGUUACUGGUAAUACUAACAGAGCACAAGUACAUGCAGCAAAUAUGGAUAGUGAGACUAGUGAAUUAACAGCGGCUUUAACGACACUUCAAGGUAAACAAGACAAGAUGGAAGAGAGUUUGAACAAGUUGACCAAACAAAUAUCAACAGUGGUCGAGAAUGUCCAUAAGACUAGAGCUGAACCCCUGUACCUAACUAACUGCUGGCUCCACGGUACAGAUACUCACGAUAUUACACGCUGUACAGGAUUUCAAAGGCUUAGCAGUGAUGAAAGGGUCGAUGCUGUGCGAAAUGCGGGUGCUUGUUUUCUUUGUUUGCAAUUAGGACAUCGAGGACGUCAAUGCACGACAGGCGCUCCUUGUAGUGAAUGUGGUAAAUACCACCAUCGAAUGCUCCAUAGUUUCUUUUCUAAGCCCCCUCCCAACAUAAAUAGUAACCUGCUAUCCCGAGAUGGGGUACUAUUGAUGAUAAACUCUGUGUACAGCCAUACACGUCCAGUGACCACGCUGUGGGACCCCGGUAGUAAUAUGACUCUGAUAACCAACAGAAUGGCCAAACACUUAGGAUUGAAGGGAAGAAGUAUAAACCUAACGGUGACUAAAGUAGGUAAUGAGUGCACGAAGAUGGAGACUCGGGAAUAUGAUGUACCACUCAGUGAUUGCUAUGGUGAAGUACGAGUACUCAAGGCUUGCGGAAUCGCCGAAAUCACCUCAGAAACGUAUCCGGUAGACACAAGAAGUGUAGCCACUCUAUUAGGUGUGCAAGAUAAGGAUAUUGAACGUCCACAUGGGAAAAUUGAUUUGCUAAUAGGAUCUGAUUACUGUGAAUUAUUACCAUCAGUGGUGAGGACAGUAGGAAGUCUCCAGCUCAUGCGAGGGCCCUUCGGUUACUGUAUUAGGGGCUCACAUCCCUUGCUAAAGGUUGGAUUCGUUGACAACACUAAUGUUUGUGUCCGCAUUAGUCAUAUGACCAGUGUGUCCAAUGUUAAUGACUUGUCUGUGGAACCAAAGGCUAGCUUAACGAAAAGACUAGAUGAUUUUUUUGCUGUUGAUAACCUGGGAACCUACUGUAAUCCUAAGUGUGGUGGCUGCAGAUGCGGGAAGUGCCCGCUGGGGGGCAAUAAAUACAGUAUUAAGGAGGAGAGGGAACUGGCCCUCAUCACACAAGGAUUGUCUCAUGACAAGCAGACCAGGCGAUGGACUGCAGCAUACCCAUGGAUUAAACCACCAGAGAAGCUACCUAACAACAUAUCAGUUUCUGUGGCCAGGUUGUAUUCCACAGAAAAGAGAUUAGCCAAAAGGGGAAGGGAAUAUGCAGAGGCGUAUAGUGACCAAAUCCAGGACAUGGUGUCACGUGGAGUAGCCAGGAAACUGACCAAAGAGGAAAUCAAGAAUUAUAAAGGCCCUGUACAUUACCUACCUCAUCAUGAAGUACUGAAGCCAGAAUCAAAGUCCACACCCAUCAGGAUUGUAUUCAAUUCAUCUGCCUCCUACAUGGGCCACAUCCUGAAUGAAUAUUAUGCCAAGGGUCCUGAUGUGCUAAGAGAUCUAUGGGUAUUUUACUAA
Molecule: messenger RNA, 3040 nt
Organism: Portunus trituberculatus (swimming crab)
Lineage: Eukaryota; Metazoa; Arthropoda; Malacostraca; Decapoda; Portunidae
Exons: 4
Coding region: 617-3040 (807 amino acids)
Source: RefSeq, a predicted model, not a curated record